Ramularia collo-cygni is the source of this 2031-nucleotide messenger RNA. RefSeq lists its product as uncharacterized. Bases 1 to 2031 code for a protein of 676 amino acids. The transcript is spliced from 2 exons. Lineage: Eukaryota; Fungi; Ascomycota; Dothideomycetes; Mycosphaerellales; Mycosphaerellaceae. The record is from RefSeq and is a predicted model, not a curated record.
AUGCCUUUCGAGUUCAUCGUCAGUGAUCUUGACAAUGCCGGUGUUGCCUUGGAGGGCCACGCAACUAUGAAAGAGCUCGAGGAUUGGAGAGUGGUUCUUGACAAAACUUCAUACGGCAAGUUCGCGCUUACUACCGAACUCGAGGAAGCCGAUAUCGAUUAUCUCGGACUUCAUCCUCUGUCUGCCGUGUACGCACUUGGUAUUCAGAGACGCCUGCUAUCCUUUCUUUCGAACAUCUGCAAGGCGCUUUCGAAAGAGCGAGGCCUCGAAACCACGAUGCAGCAUCUCAAGAAUCUCCCAGACUGUGCACCGUAUGCAGACCUUGCGUUAGCCAGCGGCCCGCCUGCCAGCCUUCGUAACUCUGCCGUCCGGGCUGAGACUCAGCUACCAUGUAGCAUGUCCAUCAAAGACUUGCUGUCGCUGGUUGAGAGCAGGGCCUCGCAAGCUCGCGACAAUGUGCUUAGCCUGGUCGGCGAUGCAGGUUACUUUGUGCAACAUCUGCGCGAUCAAGAGGCUCAUAUUCCAGAAGUUCCGGGAUAUCUCCAGAGUCGUAGGAAGUUGUACGCAACGGAAGAGCCCAAUGCGCCGAUCACAGCUGCAAUGGAUAGCAAGAACAAGGCUUUCGCAUGCUUGAUGACUGGCUUUGCCUGCUCGUUGUUGGUCAUGAGCUCAUUCCGCAGCCUCAUUCUGUGGAUGUUGGUUGUUGAAUGGACAGAUAAACUGGGCGCCGAUGAGUUCCGUGGUGAAACCUGUCGCACCGCUCAUGAGAAGUACCCACGCGAAGUGGAGAAAGUUCUGUGCCACAUACAACAUCACCUCCAGGCUAUAUCCAAAAUCGAUCGCGAGCAGCUGGCGUGGGCCUUUCCUGCCUCAGCCAAGAUGCGCAAGUUCUUUGACGCAAGGGAAGUGCUGGAKAAGAAGCCUGACGUUGCGCCCACUCAUCUGAAUACCUCUUCGCUACGUCCUACGUUCGACAACAAGAGCUGCGACCCUGAGUGGGCUUUCCACACGAUCAAGAUGCUCGCCGRGAGCGAGCCUGGCAGCGUCGGAUAUCGAUGCAUCAUGAGCGAGAUGGAAAAUGUUCUGACAUCCAAGCGAAGUGCUAUCGCUUUCGUCAGCCCCUUUCUGAGGGACCAGAUCGCCAACAUUCUUGUCUCGGGUAAGCUCCACGAGGAGCUACGGUUCAUGUGGCCAGCUUCUGCUGGGUGGGAGGAACACAACGAGGACGCUCAAGCCGCCACGGGCGAAACCGUUGUGGGUCUUUUGGCUUUCUGCAGGAUCGCCGAGCGUGUAUGCACAGGGGCCGUCUUCYGAAGUAGCGAUCUUCAGUAUCCUGAAGCAGAGCCAGAUUCUGAAAAGACACGCACGAGGCGAUGUCAGACCGAAGACAAGCUUAACGACUUUUGGCAGGCUCUGAGCAAAGCAUGGGAUGUACCAGGCGCCCUUCCCGAACAUAUCCUGGAGCCCCUCCGAGCCACCUUCGCCAUGUGCGAGAACCUCAGGCAGACAGAGCCGUGGGUAGCUCGAGAUUCACCUGUGUUUGAUGAGCAGCUCAAGAGUCUCGCGGUGGAUGAGGGCACAACUUCGCUAGCUCGCUUACUCACCCAAAAGGCUCGCGUGAAGGCAAAAACCAGACCUUUGGUUCCUGUUGUACGAGAUGUCCCGGAUAACCUCGUCGACCGGGAAGAAGACAUCGCACCGCUGAUGCUCUCAGUAGAUGCUACCACAUACCAGGUCUUCGACGUCAUUUUCAACAUGACACAAGGGGCACAGCCCGGCGAGCUAGCAUGGACCGCUGUCGAGCGUGCACUCUGCAGCAUUGGAUUCGACGCAGUACGUUCGCUGGAUGGCUCGGCGGUCCGCUUCAGCCCGUCGCUGGCAGGAAUCCAGGGUGUUGUAUGGACUCGCAGCAUCACAUUGCACCACCCUCAUCCUAAAGCGGAGUACGCCAAAGCACAGAUCUAUCGUUUGCGUGGUCACUUGCAGCGUGCUUUCGAUCUUGGGAGGCAAUCUUUCAUCUUGAGAGAAUGA